Penicillium maclennaniae is the source of this 1791-nucleotide messenger RNA. Its product is annotated as putative transcription regulator (RTG2). Bases 1 to 1791 code for a protein of 596 amino acids. The transcript is spliced from 2 exons. Lineage: Eukaryota; Fungi; Ascomycota; Eurotiomycetes; Eurotiales; Aspergillaceae. The record is from RefSeq and is a predicted model, not a curated record. Gene Ontology annotation, biological process: regulation of transcription by RNA polymerase II.
AUGGGAGGAGGCAAGAACAUUCCCUGUGAUCCUGGCUCCAAAAAGAUGGAUGGAACUGCAAUCGCAAGCCAGAAUCCCCAUCUCCAAGCUGUGGUAGACUUGGGCAGCAAUGGUAUUCGCUGCUCGAUUUCCGACCUUUCUGCUCCUGUGACUCGCGUCAUUCCGACGGUCCACUUUCACCGAGUCAACAUUUCCCUUUACGAAGCCCAGAUCGAUCCCGACAGUGGCAGCCGUAUCCCGAUCCCACAGUCGGUGAUUGACCGAGUUGUCAGUGCCAUCGUUCGAUUUCAAAUCAUAUGCGUGGAAAUCGGUGUUAUUUCCGAGAACAUUCGACUCAUUGCCACUGAGGCUACUCGUACGGCCGUGAACUCUACGGCAUUCACCGAUGCAAUCCGCGAUGCAACGGGCCUGUCUGUUGCGAUGCUACCGAAGGAGCAAGAAGGCAUCGUUGGCGCAUGGGGCAUUGCAAGCAGUUUUUCGGACGUGGAGGGCCUGGCACUCGAUCUUGGAGGAGGAAGUAUGCAAAUGACCUGGAUCAUCUCGCACUCCGGCAACGUGGACAUCAGCCCACAGGGAUCUGUUAGCUUUCCCUAUGGAGCGGCAGCUUUGACCCAGAGGCUUGCCGAUUUGAAGAGAGAUAAAAGCAAGGGAGAAGCUCGAAAAGCCAAGGAACACUUCCGCAAUGAGAUGGCAAGCAACUUCCGAGCCGCGUUUGAAAAGCUCGAAGUCCCUGAGAGCAUGGUCAAGAAGGCAAGGGAACAGGGCGGCUUCCCCCUUUACCUGUCCGGUGGUGGCUUUCGUGGCUGGGGAUACCUGCUCCUUUAUCUCCAUCAAACUCGGGGUCAAAGCUACCCUAUCUCCAUCAUCAACGGUUAUUCGGCGCCCAAGGAAGAUUUCGAGAAUACCGAGGCCCUCGAGGAAGUGGCACGGACGGCACACCAGAUCUUUAGGGUAUCGGAUCGACGCCGGGCACAGGUGCCCUCAGUCGCGUUUUUAGUGAAUGUUCUGGCCGAGUCAUUACCGCAUGGAAUUAAGGAGGCUCAUUUCUGCCAGGGCGGCGUACGCGAAGGCGUGUUAUUCCGCGAGAUGUUACCAGUCGUCCGUCAGCAAGAUCCUUUGGAAGUUGCCACCAGCCGAUACGCUUCUUCCUCGGCGGACUCUAUUUCAGCGUUGAUGCUCGCUGCUCUUCCUCGCCCUUCAGCCGAUCGGUCCGUCCCGACUUCUCUUAGCGUGCAUCUUAUUCAAGCAUUUGCCAAUGCUCUUUAUGUGCAUUCCACCAUGGCCAAAGAGCUCUCCUCUAGUGCUGCACUUUACAGUACGAGUACGGGAAUUCUUGCCUCGACGCACGGCAUUCCCCACUCACAUCGUGCGCUCUUGGCUUUGAUGCUUCAAGAGCGUUACGGUGGAGAGCUUCCACCACGUGAUGUGGAAUUCAAGUCUCAUCUCCAGGAAAUACUCACCCCAGAGGAAGUCUGGUGGACACGUUACAUUGGAAAAUGGGGCCUUGUCCUGAGCCAGCUUUACCCAACUGGGUCCAUUGACACAUUUAAGCCGCGCAUCGUUCCAUCCGCGGUGUGGGCGAGUGGUCUUGGCAAAAAGGGGAACAAAUCUGGCUUAAAAUUGGAAAUCACCAUUCAAAGAGUUUCUUCUGACCCAACACACUUGAAAGCGGAGCUGGAGCACGAUGUGAAAAAAAUUGAGAAGGUAGGGAAACGCAAGAACUGGAUUGGGGGCAGGGAUGGCUGGGGUAUGAAUAUUCUCGUCGACGUAAAGGAAGAGGAUCUAUUUUAG